ACAGUAUUCCGGUGAACUUGGCGUUGUUUGUAUCUGUUGCCGUUGCAGUAUUGAAACAAAUUAUUAAACCCAAAAAUCGCUUGAAAAAUACUACAAAAAAUCUUUAAAGAAAAUGGCAAAUUUCAUGUGCUUCGUUAUCCUCUCGUUGGCUUUGUUCGCCACUGUGGCCGUAGCGCGACCAGGAUAUGCUGUGGAUUAUUAUGAUCAUCCCAAAUAUGCCUUUAACUAUGGUGUGGCAGAUCACACGACCGGCGAUGUUAAGUCCCAGCAUGAAACCCGUGAUGGAGAUGUUGUCAAGGGUCAAUACUCGCUUGUCGAGCCCGAUGGUUCCAUUCGCACUGUUGACUAUACUGCAGAUUCCAUUCAUGGUUUCAACGCGGUUGUUACCAAAUCUGGCCCCACUGUGCACGCUCAAGCGUUGGUCACGAAGCCAAUUGUUACCCACAAGCCCUACCUGACCCACUAUGAGCCGCAGCAUGUGGCUCCUGUGGCUGCUCCUGUUGUGGUGGCCGCCUCACCGGCGCCCUAUGUGUCCAAACAUUAUGCGACUGCUGCUGCGCCCAUUCACUACGACUACGAUGAUGGCUACUACGGCAACACCUACAACCAGGCUCAGUAUGAGUAUGUGCCUCAGUACGAUGCAGGACACUAUGGUCACUAUGCGAGUCCCUAUGCGACACACUAUUAAGGACCUACGAGAAACACUUGCGAUUUAGUACUCUAAGCGAAUUUAGUUUGUAUAUUUUCGAUAAAACUCGACCCGGUUGCAGUUGUGUGUGGUUUGCAAAGCGCUCGUUUUGAGAUCCACAUGCUGUUAACUUAUUAUUUCACAUAUGACAUUGAAGCUGAGUAAGAUAAUAAUGAUAUGGAUGCUAGUUUAAGUUGUGAAUUUUGCUGUAAAAAUAAAGUUUCAACAACAUAAGGGAAAAUUAUACAAAA
Drosophila grimshawi is the source of this 939-nucleotide messenger RNA. RefSeq names its product larval cuticle protein A2B (gene Cpr62Bb). Gene Ontology annotation, cellular component: extracellular matrix. Bases 113 to 688 code for a protein of 191 amino acids. NCBI's taxonomy places the organism in Eukaryota, Metazoa, Arthropoda, Insecta, Diptera, Drosophilidae. The transcript has 5 exons. The record is from RefSeq and is a predicted model, not a curated record.